AUGGCUGUUGCCAAUCAAGCCCAUACAGAUGACAUGGGCUCACGCCAUGCUCGUACAAACGAGGUACCACAGUCAUUGGAUGUCACAUUACAUUCGAAGUCUCUUUUCUCCACGGGAGACCCUGAGAACGAUGCCGAAAGAGACCUGGAGGAUGGAGCCAAUGUCCAGCCCAUGGGAGAUGAAAAACCAGAUGUACCUAAGAAAGAUCCUAACUUGGUGGAAUUCGAUGGACCAGACGAUCCCGAAAAUCCACAUAAUAUGCUUUACUGGAAGAAGUGGGUGGUGACCAUGACACUCUCUUUCAUGACCAUGUGGGUUACGUUCGCAAGCAGUGUCUUUUCGACUGCAACCCUAGUGACGGCCAAGGAGUUCAAUGUAUCAACCGAAAUUAUGACCUUGGGGACUAGCUUGAUUCCAGUCGCAGUAGCCCAGAAUGUCGAAACCAUCCUGGUCUGUCGUUUCUUUAUAGGCGUUUUUGGAUGCUCUCCUCUAGCCGUCAUUGGCGGCGCUAUGGCGGACUUUUGGAACCCCGUUGACCGUGCUGUGGCUAUUGCAAUGUUCUCUUCUGCUACUUUUAUUGGUCCUGUGCUUGGUCCCAUUGUGGGUGGCUUCAUCACGGAUUCAUAUCUUGGAUGGCGGUGGACCGCUUGGAUUACAUUGAUUGCGUCGGCAGCUUUUGGCCUCGCUGCCGUGGUCAUUGUCCCGGAGACCUAUGCCCCACUUAUUCUUCAGAAGCGCGCUCAACAUCUUCGUCGGCAGACUGGAAACUGGGCGUUGCAUUCGAUGCUGGAUGAGCAUCGCCCCACUGCGUCGGAAAUUGUCAGCAAGUAUAUUCUGCGUCCGAUUCAGAUGCUUUUCCUGGAACCGAUUCUGCUGUUGAUCACCUUAUACCUAGCUUUGGUUUACGGAAUUUUGUACCUGUUCUUUGAAGCGUACCCCGUGUCCUUCCACGAAGUCCGAGGGUGGAAGCAUCUAGGUGUGGCCGGAUUGCCUUUCCUUGGGAUCAUGAUUGGCGUAUACUGCGGCGUGGCAUUUAUCAUCUGGCAGACGAAAACGCGCUUUGCUCGGAAGCUGGAAAAGCAUGGUCGUGUUGUUCCUGAAGAACGUCUGGUCCCUAUGAUUGUGGCAUCAUUCAUGCUACCUGCCGGUCUCUUCUGGUUCGGAUGGACUUCUAGCCGCCACGUCUCGUGGGUACCCCAGGUUAUCGCAGGCAUUCCCAUUGGAAUGGGAAUCCUGGUUAUUUUCAUGCAAGGUCUCAACUACAUUAUUGAUGUCUAUAUGAUGUUCGCCAAUUCCGCCAUUGCUGCCAAUACUCUGAUCCGGAGUAGUUUUGGUGGUGCCUUCCCACUCUUCGCAGUGCAAAUGUACCACAAGUUAGGCGUUGACUGGGCUUCUAGUCUGCUUGGAUUUAUCACCGUGGCGAUGAUUCCAAUUCCGAUUGUUUUCUACUUCUAUGGCAAGAGGAUCCGGGCCAUGAGCCGCAGGCGUCGCAAAAAUGUGGUGAAAAGGGCCCACGAUGCGGGGGUUGCUCUCGGAAUGAACUCACUUGCGCUUGGCUGGCUGACAACUCUUGAUGGAUCGAGGGAGAAACUUCAAGACUUCCAACAACUAAGGGGCUCUACGUGCUCGAUUUUCGAGUACCAACGUUGA
Messenger RNA from Aspergillus tanneri, 1650 nucleotides. Its product is annotated as MFS transporter. Gene Ontology annotation, molecular function: transmembrane transporter activity. The record is from RefSeq and is a predicted model, not a curated record. Gene Ontology annotation, biological process: transmembrane transport. The transcript is spliced from 4 exons. Bases 1 to 1650 code for a protein of 549 amino acids. Lineage: Eukaryota; Fungi; Ascomycota; Eurotiomycetes; Eurotiales; Aspergillaceae.